CAUUUUUUUAGUACACGACUCUUUCUCGAAUCAAAAAAAAAUAACCAUGUCCUCAGUAUAUCAAAGAAAGUCAUCUGAACCAGAGAGAAAGGCUCAAGAAGAAGAACACCUUGAUAACGCCAAGUACCACACCGAGUUCGAAACGGUCAAAGAUGAUGCCGAAAGAGCAUCUGAGCUACACAAGGAACGCACUGGCAAAGAACUAGAUAUUUCUGAUAAGAAUGUUUUGGAGAGUGAUUUCCCGGAAAAGAAGUCGCCAUAGAUUUUGUUUGUUAAAGAGAGAUCUUUGGCUAUGCGGCGUUCCAAUUGGAUGGCCAAUUAGGCUUCUGAACACAAUGAUUGCGCGAUCCUGAACAAUCAAGCCAGUUUGAAAUAUAUAAAAUAAAAAUAAAAAGAAUUUGUAAUUAUCUCGAAUCUUUAUCUCUCC
Umbelopsis ramanniana AG is the source of this 427-nucleotide messenger RNA. RefSeq lists its product as uncharacterized. Lineage: Eukaryota; Fungi; Mucoromycota; Umbelopsidomycetes; Umbelopsidales; Umbelopsidaceae. The coding region runs from base 47 to 262 and encodes 71 amino acids. The transcript has 2 exons. The record is from RefSeq and is a predicted model, not a curated record.